AUGGUGGUCAAUUUUAGCGAUAAGAUCCUCGUGGCUAUAUCCCAGCAUGGACGAUUAGCCCAUUGGAUCCACGUGCCAUUAGAAAACAUCAACCCUGGGACCAAUGGCUUUCAUACUUUGCCGGAUGGGGAGGAAGACAGUCUCCUGCCCCUGCCUAAUCUCACCGCCACGACUCUACUUGGUGGUCAUGCUCCAGGGCACGAGACAAUCAACCAGCUGUACGCUCGUCAAAUCGGCAGCGCUAUUGCAACGAAAACCCCCAAUGAGAAGAGAGUGCUCGUUGUGGGGUUAGGGCUGGAUAGGCCCCAGGCUGACAGAGAUACGUUUUUCGCUAUUCUCGACCUCGUGCUGCAAUGUAUCUGA
Molecule: messenger RNA, 363 nt
Organism: Rasamsonia emersonii CBS 393.64
Lineage: Eukaryota; Fungi; Ascomycota; Eurotiomycetes; Eurotiales; Trichocomaceae
Exons: 2
Coding region: 1-363 (120 amino acids)
Biological process (GO): proteasome assembly
Source: RefSeq, a predicted model, not a curated record